Messenger RNA from Actinia tenebrosa (Australian red waratah sea anemone), 1123 nucleotides. Its product is annotated as prostaglandin E synthase 3. Gene Ontology annotation, molecular function: protein-folding chaperone binding; Hsp90 protein binding. Gene Ontology annotation, cellular component: nucleus; cytosol. Lineage: Eukaryota; Metazoa; Cnidaria; Anthozoa; Actiniaria; Actiniidae. Gene Ontology annotation, biological process: chaperone-mediated protein complex assembly; protein folding. The record is from RefSeq and is a predicted model, not a curated record.
ACCUGAGGCAUGCUGGUACUCGUAUCCAUGACCUCUCCUUCAGCCAUCACAUGGACGUCUGACUAACUCUUUUGAACAUUCGUCAAAAAUUCAAUGCAAAAUGGACUCAGAACUUCAUCCUCCAAUUUUAUGGGCACAAAGAAAAGACCGCGUUCUCGUAACGAUUUCACUAGAAGAUUGUAAAAACCCUGAGAUCAAGUUAACUGAGACAAAGCUCACAUUCAGUUCCAAGGGUGGUCAUGAACAAAAGCUUUACAAGGUAGAAUUAGAAUUUUACAACGAGGUUGAUCCUAAGGAAUCAAAACAGCUUGUAGGGGGCCGAGAAAUAUAUUUUGACAUAAAGAAGAAAGAUGAGGGACCUUUCUGGCCAAGGUUGCUGAAGGAAACCAAAAAGCCACAUUAUGUCAGAGUUGAUUUCAAUAGAUGGAGGGAUGAAGAUGAUUCAGACAUAGAGGAUAACUAUACUGACAAUAGAAAUUUGGAAGAUAUGAUGAAAAACAUGGGAUCGUCAGGAUUGGGUGAAAAGUUUGAUCCUGGUGAAGCUGACUCAGAUGACAGUGAUGAUGAAGAGCUACCAGACUUAGAAGACUAAAAUUUCCACUGUUUGUUGGUUCAUCCCUUCCCUCCAUAACCUCAAUAUCAAGUUCACUAGCAUCAUAAAACAGUAUUUUAUGCUUUCAGACUUCUAAGAUAUUUUGGAAAGAAGGCAAAAGGAACGUUAGUGUGCUUCUAUGCUCUCAGAUUAUCCCUCAGCGUUUAGACCCUCUUAAUGAUCAUUAACUUUCUCAGUACAUAUUGGUAACUUGUGAGGAAAAAGAAAACAUGCUUUCGAUUAUGUUAGAUGUUAGUAUAUGAUAAGUUAGUACAUGUAUCUUGAGAAUUAUGGAGGUCAGUUUUUGUUCAGGCUUUCAUAGCAGUGCUUCCAUGUCAAAGGUAAAAGAAGCAUUUUUAUCAGUAAGCUUGUACUUGGAACUGUAGUAUUUAUCUGAAGGUAAAACUGGAUUUGGAAGUUCUAUUCAAUGUAGUCUGUCACUUAUAAAGCAGGGUGCAAAAUGUAACCUUACAUGACUGUUUCUCAGCAUUAAUUUUCAACAAGAAGUAUUAAAAAUGAAACAUAAAGUUA